Mycena citricolor is the source of this 1805-nucleotide messenger RNA. NCBI's taxonomy places the organism in Eukaryota, Fungi, Basidiomycota, Agaricomycetes, Agaricales, Mycenaceae. The record is from the annotation of a GenBank genome assembly.
CUGCGCGGCGCACUUGGUUUUGUUUCAGUCUUGACUCGUUUACAGUGUCGUUUGACACUUAUGUCGUCCAUCCGACGUCUGCUCGUAUCAACCUGGGCGCAUUGUCCUUGAUUUGGGCUCAUCGUCAUUAAUCCUGUGCAGAGAUGAUAGCUUCACCGCCUCGCCUUGUAUAUAUAUAAGGACCCGAGGAUCCGCUGCUAUGCUCAUCUUCACGUUCCUAUCAUCCGACCCCGGGGCAAUGGCACGCGAGAUUCGCGAGGCAGUGCGACACCGGAACGCAAGCAGUCGGUCUAAAAAGCCACGCUACGACGCGAAUCCCUCAUCGACCCCGGAACAGAAUCCUGGUGGUAUGGACUCGGACUCAAGAGGUCCCGUCACUCCACUACCUUCAUCCAUCACGUCCCGACUUUCGCUCGAGGUCUACGAACAUAUCAUCGACGACCUCCACACCGACUCAGAGGGGCAGUCCCCGUCCCAACUUUCUGUCUGCAGCUUGGUAUGCAGGGCGUGGCUCGCGCCCUCUAGGCGCCGUCUCUUUGCUUCGGUAAACCUGCGUCCCGAAUUCGUCGCGUUUCUACGCGCCUCCUCGCACGCAUACGACACGAUCGUUCCCCACAUCCGCGAACUGGGUGUCGGUGGAGGGUGGCUGCACCACGACCGGUCCGACUUCAGCAGCACCAUGUUGUUCAUGACGGACCUGGUCAAGCUGCGGGCUUUGAAUCUCGAGGCGUGGAGCUGGAGCUACCUGUCUACUUCCACCGCGUCCAAGUUGCUGCGCGGCGAGGGUCCCGCUUUUCGCGUCCUUACCGCGUUGGACCUGAAAUAUAUUCAGUUCCCGUCGCUCUCGGCUCUUGCAACUCUAAUCAGCGCAUUUGUUCGGCUCAAGACUUUGGCGUUUGACAAUGUCACCUGGGAGACGUCUGACGACGCCAUGCCUCUGGCACCUCCUUUUGUAUCCAGUCUCACGAAGCUGCAUGUCGUGGCAUGCUCCAAUGAGGUGCUUAUCUCCUGGCUUUUCGCCGAUGCCUUGGGGGACCCUAUAGUCAAGCUGAAACUUCGUUCUCUUUCACUUCCUGAUAUCCUACCCAACGAGGCUGGCAAUAUUGAUCGUCUUGUCUCUUCGACGAGUUCUUCCUUGGAGCACUUGGACGUUGGGUUCAUGGGCCAUAGCACUGAUGAUGCACCCGUGAUCUUGAAACUGGCCGAGAAAAUCGAUCUAUCUCCUCAUACCCAACUUUGCUCUCUCCACGUUCACCAAAUUGUUCUCUAUCAGUUUCCAGGCACUCCUCCGCACAGCUCCCAGUCCUCUCCCGCCGUCAAUUUGCCCACGACAUGGCUCGCCUCCUUGCUGUCCACGAUCCGCUCCGCCCACUUUUCUCGGCUUACUCUCAGCAUCUGGCUGGGCGAAGAACGACAGCUUGAUUCUCUGGAUUGGGACGGCUUUGUCCGAAUCGUGUCGAACGAGCGCUUUGCAAGUCUGACGCAAGUCGAAUUUCGAGUCCGCGGGCUUGGCAAAGCGAUGAACGACGUCGUGAAGGGAUGGAUCUCUGACAGGAUGAGCGGGUGGGCCCGUGUGACUGAAUGUCUCCAGAUCACCUUUGGAUGAUCAAUCUUUCGCGCUUCGGACGCUUGAAGGGCUUGCCCUUAUAACUGACUGCCUUAUUCUCGCUGAAACUAUCACGACCACUCUCUGCAUUGACUGUAUCUGUGACAACAUAUCCAUUGUAUCCCUAGCUUUAGAUAAACUAUAUUGUAUCAAUAUAACGAAACAGGGGCUGGCGAGCAGCUCUAUACGUUUACAAGAC